CUAGCGCGUUCCGAAACUGGACGCCAGGGCCCUAACUGGGGCCGCCCCCGGGGAGGUGGCGCCAGCCCGGACCGCUGGGUCUGGAGGCGCCGGAUUGGGACAGGGCUCGGAGUUCCCGAGGCUCCGCUGAGAAGCCGGGCGGCAGCAAGAUCGCUGCUCACGAACAGCCACACUGGAGCUGGAACUGGAACCCCAUGGGGCCGGGGCCCCGGCUGCCGGGCAGCGGCUCCUCCAAGCCGAGGCCGCGGCGGAGAAUGAGCAAGAGGCGGUGGUGGGCUCCCGGCGGAGCGACCGGGCCGGGAGCAUGCUGCGCUGGUUCAUCACCGUCCUCUUGUGUGCUGCCUUCCUGGGGCUGGGAAUCAGUAUUGCCAUACUGGGACCCACGUUUCAAGAUUUGGCAACAAAUGUGAACCGCAAUAUCAGCAGCCUUUCUCUAAUUUUUGUGGGCCGUGCGUUUGGAUACUUGGGUGGCUCUGUGGUUGGUGGAGUUCUUUUUGACAGUAUCAAUCAUUUUCUUCUUUUGGGGGUGUCCAUGUUCGCCACCACAGUUGGUCUUUAUCUUGUUCCAUUUUGUAAGACCGCAGUGUUGCUGAUUUUCAUGAUAUCCACCUUUGGCAUUUCCAUGGGCAUUCUGGAUACAGGUGGUAACGUCCUAAUCUUGGCUAUCUGGGGGGACCAAGGAGCCCCACAUAUGCAGGCCUUACACUUCAGUUUUGCCCUGGGUGCCUUUUUGGCUCCACUGCUGGCUAAAUUGGCAUUGGGCAUGACGGUGUCUGCUGAGAACCACACAGAGGCUGACUUAAAUCAUCCUGCCCUCAACCAGUCGUCUGAAGCUGACGCAGAAUCUCUAUUUGGAAUACCCGCCGAUAUGAAUUUACUGUGGGCUUAUGCUCUGAUUGGUACUUACAUCUUGGUAGUGUCUCUCUUUUUUUUCACUCUGUUUUUCAAGAAAAGCUCGACUCAGGAAAAAGCAGAAGUGUCUGUUCAGAGGUUUCGAAGAGCUAAAUAUCAUAACGCCCUUCUUUGCCUCCUCUUCCUUUUCUUCUUUUUUUAUGUUGGAGCCGAGGUCACAUAUGGCUCUUACGUCUUCUCCUUUGCAACCACCCAUGCUGGCAUGAAAGAAAGGGAAGCAGCUGGGUUGAACUCCAUCUUCUGGGGGACCUUCGCAGCGUGCAGGGGCAUGGCCAUCUUUUUUGCCACAUGUUUGCAACCUGGGACCAUGAUUGUGUUGAGCAACAUUGGCAGCCUGGCUUCAUCUUUAUUUCUGGUGCUUUUCAACAAGAGUCCAGUUUGUCUCUGGAUAGCAACUUCCGUGUACGGGGCCUCCAUGGCAACCACAUUUCCCAGUGGUGUGUCUUGGAUUGAGCAGUACACAACCAUCCACGGGAAAGCGGCAGCAUUUUUUGUAGUUGGUGCUGCCCUGGGAGAGAUGGCUAUUCCUGCAGUAAUUGGAAUUCUUCAAGGGAGAUACCCGGAUUUGCCUGUGGUUUUGUACACCUGCUUGGGGUCAUCAGUAGCCACGGCUGUUUUAUUUCCUGUGAUGUAUAAGUUAGCCACCUCACCUCUCGAUCGUCAGCGAAAAGAACGCAGGAAGAGCGAGGACCAGAAAGCUUUGCUGUCUAGCUCUGAGCUAAAUGACUAUGAGGAAGAGAAUGAAGACGACGAUGCAGAAAAAUGGAAUGAAAUGGACUUUGAAGUGAUUGAGGUGAAUGAUACAAUGAGAAAUUCUGUAGUCGAGACAUCUAGAAAUAUUUUGAUGGAGCCCACAGCAGAAGUCUCCAGUCAGUCCUAUUCAGAAGUGUUAAUGUUUGAGUCCUCCCCAGUGAAUAGUGGCAAUUCCCCUGUGAAUCACUUGCAAGAAGCCAGGACAAAAGGGACUAAUGCUUAGAGAAGACGGAUAAUUGUCUGACUUCUUUGAGUAAUUGCCACUUCUAAAGAGGCCAGUCAGAGCAAAGUGUAACAGAUUUUCAUUGUGCGUUGGGGAUCAAAAUUUCUAGGUUCGAGUAUAGCAGACACUAAAACAUUUUGAAACGUUGUGUAAUUUCCAGAGUCUUUCAUAAAAAAAGGUGGUUUUUUUUACAGCAGGAUCCUGUUGUGAGGCCUGUGUUUGGCAUGUGGCUAAAUAAAUAAUAUUUUAUGGCCUUCGCCCUUCAGAGCGUGCAAAGAAGGCAUUUGUUUUUGAGAAGUUGGAUGCCAUUCUGGUAGAACAAAACUGUUAAGUCUUUGAAUUGGAUAGUUGGACAAAUUCCCAGCCAUCAGUAUUGUGCCAGGGAAGAUGAGGGAAUCAUGUCAUAGAAGAGCAUCUUAAAAAUGGACAGAUUUUUUUCUUUUAUUAAUUGUUUUACCCUGUUUGUAGUGUUGGACCAAAGAAUGCUAAUGACUCAUGAUUCUGAUUUCUAUGAAGAGAACAUGGAACGGAGCCCUAGAAACCUGGCUUCAAGCCCUCACUACUGCUUACAAGUCUUCUGGCCCUGUACUCAGUCAUUUAACUUACGUAAGCCUCAUUUAUCUCAUCUCCUGAUCUUCUGAAAAUAAGAAGACUUUCAAAGUAGGACUCCAUGGUUUUUAAAGUCUGCAAGAGGUCUGCUAGAAAUUAACAUAAGUGCCACCCAAUUCUUCAUUUCAAAUGAGAAGGUGGGGGAAGGGUGGCUUUAAGAAUGUGCUACUGAUUAUGAAUACAAGUCAGUUGAAGAGACUCAAUGUUUAAUACUUGAUUUGAAUAAUUAUCUGAAGAAACACAUUUUUAGUACUGUAUUUCAUCGAUUCUCAGAUGCCACCUUGUUUCACGUUUUUAAUGUUUCUGAAAUCAGAAUAUUUGUUAAAAUCCAUGAUCCUUUAACAUUGUGACAAAACUUAAUUGACAUUUAUUUCCAUGUCUGUAUACAAUGUUGCAUUUUACAAUCCAGUCUUAGUUUCAAUGAAAUACAGUAAUUCAUUCAGUUAUAGAGAUUAUACUAUUUUUACAGACAUUUUAAAAAGAAGUUAUUUUUAUAUGCUCAUUCUCCCCCAUCAUGUUCAAAUGGGAUUUGGGGAUGCCGUGUUUGAUUGAAAAAGCUGUUUCAGAGUGUUGGUGUUAGUAAUAGGGCUCUGGAUGGGGUCUCUUGAGGUCCUUGCCUACCUCCACGACAGAGUCUGGGUCUGAGCCUUGCUGGUCCAGGGAUUGCUCCACCACCAGUUUGCUUGGGAGUCAUGUUGCAAGUACUGUAAACCAGGCCGCUAGUUUAAUUUAUAGUGAGACACAGUCUUUCCCAGUGAUUGGAGUACUUGUAUUGCUCAUCCAGGCCUCCUUCCGGAGCUUGAAACACCUGGCAAACCAAAGUAAUGAUUAGAUCCCUCCUAAGAGUCCGGGAUCAUGAAUGUGACAAAUCUGGUGUGGGCUGGUCCUUCGAAAAAUGACUGGCAUUGCUGACAGGUUUUGUUCACUCCUUUUUACCACAUCUGAUGCUGAAUCGCACCUAACUUCUCCCUGGUUUUGCAAUAGGUCUGCUUUUUCUUACCUAAUUUCUAUAAAUUUGCCUCUAUUUUUUCUUAAGUGGAAUACAGCACCUUUCUUGACCACCAUCCAUUAUUGAUUCAUAGUAAUAAUCUGACAGUUUUGGAGAGGGCUCGUAGAGAAAUUAACAGUAAAAAGCCCAUUCUUCUUACUCUUUUUAUUCCAUACUUUUCAUUUAGCUAGAGCUUGGAGAUUACCUCUGCUCUGUUUACUGCUUUUUCUUAGGUUGUUCGAAUUUAGGCAGCAGCAGCUACUUGGCAUCUCGGCGGCUUGCUAGAAUAGAAUUCUACCUGCAGCAUCUACAUUUAAGGGGUAAAAAUGCAACUCAGGGAGAGAAGGUAAUAAAAACAUGGCAGAAAAUUUGGAGAUCUACCAAAAAUGUGUUAGAAUCCCACAAACCAAAAUGUGAAUGGCCAUAUGAGAAUAUAGGCAUUGUUAAAGUUUAAUAAUGUAUUUCCAUAUUGGAAGGAUAAGACUGAGUAGUAUUCCAAGAAUUAACAUUCAUUCUAAUAAUCAGUUCUUAGUUAAGUGACUGCUGAUAUAAGAGUAACCAAUACCAGAGUCUCCUAUUUUUUUUUUUUAAGGCCGCACCCACGGCAUAUGGAGGUUACUGGGCCAGGGAGCUAAUCAGAGCCGCAUCUGCGACCUACACCACAGCUCACAGCAACGCCAGAUCCCCAACCCACUGAGCAAGGCCAGAAUCGAACCCACACCCCCAUGCAUACAAUCAGGCUUGUUACUACUGAGCCACAAUGGGAACUUCCAAAGUUUUCUAUUGUUGACAGAUUACUCCAAAUUUAGCAGCUUAAAACAGCAGACUUUCUUUUUUUAACCUCACAGUUCCCUUGAGUCAGGAAUUUGGGCACAACCUCACUGGGUUCUCGGCUCAGGGUCUCACAGGCUACAGUCAGGCUGGUGGAUAGAGCUCUGCUUCUUUGUGGAGCUUGGGCCUCCCUCCCAGGGCUGUCAGGUUUUUGACAGUAUUCAGUUUCGCGCUGUGGUGGCCCGAGGUCUCCGUUUUUUGCUGGCUGUCUGCAGGCAGCAAUCUCAAUUGCUAGACCCUCGCACAGAUCCCCGCCAUGGGGCUCUCUCAUAGAUCCUCUCACAGCAUGGCAAUUUGUUUCUUCCAAGCCAGCAAGAGACUGUUUCACCAGAUUCUGCUAAACUGGAGUCUUUACUAACAGUGUGAUCCCCAGAGUGACAUCCUGUCAUCUUUGCCCUAUUCUGUCUGAUGGAAGGAAGUGGCAGAUUCUGCCCAAACGCAAGGGGAGAGGCAGGAGAUGUGUGUGAUGGGGGGUCACCUUAGGGCAUGUCAACUGCACUCAAGAAUCUGCCAAACGCAGGAGAGCUACGUUUGAUCUGAGGGAAGGAAACCUUCUGCGGUCACGGAAUGUGACCAUAGAAAACCCAUUGAACGUGCCAGUUGUCGGGGUGGAAGGCUCCCCAUGGACUAGGCCAGCAAACCUGGUAAGGGAGACUCUUUGUUUGCGGGGCACUGGAGUGGUUAACUCAGAGUUAAGCUCUUUGUUUCUUUUUUGUUUCUCUUGAGACUUUCCCUUAUGUACCUUACCACUGGGCUUUUUACCCUGUUCAGGUGCAGCUUCAUGUGAGGGCAAUCGUUUAAUCCUAUUUUUCAUAAUAAAGUCCAAGAACACUUUGAGAGCAUUUUUCAAAUACUCUUAUUUUUUAAAGAAGAAUCUUUUUUAAAAGUCAGUUUUUAUUAGAAAAGUAAUGAAGGUAUUUAAAAAAAAAAAAAGGAUCAUGGUAGAAGAUCAGAGAGGUACCUGAAAAUAUAAUGGACAGGAGUUCCCAUCGUGGCGCAGCGGUUAACGAAUCCGACUAGGAACCAUGAGGUUGCGGAUUCGGUCCCUGCCCUUGCUCAGUGGGUUAACGAUCCAGCGUUGCCAUGAGCUGUGGUGUAGGUUGCAGACACGGCUCGGAUCCCGUGUUGCUGUGGCUCUGGUGUAGGCCAGCGGCUACAGCUCCAAUUAGACCCCUAGCCUGGGAACCUCCAUAUGCCACGGUAGUGGCCCAAGAAAUAGCAAAAAGACAAAAAAAAAAAAACAAAAAACAAAUAUAAGUAAUAAUCCUAAAUGCCUAGAAAGUUCUUUGAUUUCUAAAUAAAAGGUAAAGGGGUUAAAAAAGGUUUUUUCCUUCUACCAGGUAAGGUAUCAGAAACAACUUGAAUUUUGUGUUCAGAGUACACCGAUACUAUGUUUGGUGGACUGGUUUUUAGUUUGAAGAAUUGUAGUUUAUUAAAACCAAAAAGAGUGUCGCAACACACUCCUGAAAUAUGUGUGAUUACAUAUUAAAAUGUUCCAGAUAGAUUUACUGAAUAAUCAGGAUAGCUUUCUCAUAAUCAGAACUUUGGGGUUGCCGUAGCUGUGUGUCAUUCAGUCCUGCCACUUAAAAGUUACUACUAAAAUAGAGCUUAAAAUGCUUAAUGGAAAUAGGUAUAUUCUUCUGGGAUGCUCUGUAUUUUUGUGUUUGUUAAGUGCCCUUGUUUUAUUCAUAGUGUUGUCAAUGUGUGUGUAUAUUUGCACAUGUGAGCCCCCAGAUAUUGUGUGUUUGAUAUUUUUCUAUACUGUGGGGAUGCAGUGGGGGUAGAGGUGAUAGGGAAGGGAUACAGAAAAGCUUACUGUAUGCUUCAAAGUUUGUUAGAAAUGUUCUUUUCUUCCUUGAAAUCUUUAUGAAGAUUAUUGUAGAUUUACACGCAGUUGUACAGUGUUCUUUUGCAAAUUUACUGAGGGAUACUUGCUCAGUCUGGAAGGGUAGAGAGCUAGACUAGUGCUUCUUAUACUUUAAUGUGCAUUAGAAUUGCUUGUUAAAAUAACAGCUUCUAAUUCAGCUGGGCUGGGGUAGGGGCUGAGAUUCUACAUCGCUGGUGAUGCGGUGCAAUUGACCCACGGACUGAGAGCACUUUAGGUAGCAGGGUCCGCUUUUCGGGAGUGUCAAAUUCUUUGCUAUUUUGGGGAAUUUAUUUUGUUUCAGCUUUUCUAAGUCUGACCCUAAAUCUUUGGGGGUCUACAGUCCCCAUGAACCCCCUCCUCUUAUACUGUUCUACGACUGACUUUUCUUCAGUCCUCUCAUUUACUGCAUUAGCUGUUGAGUAUUUAUUUCACGUGUUUAUCGAAUGCCUCCUAUUUGGCAGUUUCUGUGGGAGAUGCUAAGUGAAAAGAGCAGAACUUUCCUGGCUUCUUGGAACUUACCUCUAAAUGUAGUACCGUCCAUAUUGGCUGGUGGCUGCCAUACUGGAUAGCACAGGCCUCGUGGGAGAAACGGGGUAUCGAACAAGUAAUCACACAGGAUAUCUCCAAGAAGGAUUUAUUUCCUCAUGUACUAGAGAUUACUUACCUAUUAUCUGGGGUCAGAAAGGUUGUUGUAGAUACCUUGUCAAAUGGCAUAAUAUAAAUUAUGGCCUUUAAGAAGGACUUGGUGCCUCUAAAAAAGAGGCAAACCAAGGCGGGUGACCUUGGUUGUCAGAAGGAAGAUUUAAUCUCUUUUCUUUAAUGCACUUUGACCAGUUGGCAUUUGAACUCGGUCAGACUUGAGUUGGAUUUUUAUUUAGGUUUAAAUAGUCUCAUCUUUAAUGAUGUAAAAUUUUAUAACACUGAAUUUUUACAGUCAAAGAGAAUUGUACUUUAUUUUCCAACAUUUUCCUGUGGUUAUUUUAAUUAUGUCUUCUCCUGUCCUCUGUUUCUGUGAUGUUUAUUUCUUUUAAUUCUUUCAGAGAAGAUCCCUUAGGUUCUUGCACUGUGGCUAUUAUUUCUUGUAUAGUGUUUCAUGGCUUCUUUUUGCCUUAUAUUUUGCUUGCAGAGUGCCUUUAGUGUCAGGUCUCUAAAUUAUUGCAGCUUGCCUUUGAUGCAUUUGGUUAACUUAGUUAAUGGAUGGUCUGGAGAAAUGUUUUGAAGUUGUGGGAUGACAGGAGUAGCCCAAGGGAUUGGGCUUUCUGGUUUCUGAACAAUUUGUUGAGAUUAAUAAGGUGCUUUUUAAAAAUUAUUUUUGGGAGUUCCCAUCAUGGCUCAGUGGUUAACGAAUCCAACUAGGAACCAUGAGGUUGUGGGUUUGAUCCCUGGCGUUGCUCAGUGGGUUAAGGAUCUGGUGUUGCCAUGAGCUGUGGUGUAGGUCGAAGACAUGGCUCGGAUCCCGAGUUGCUGUGGCUCUGGCGCAGGCUGGCAGCUACAGCUCCGAUAAGACCCCCAGCCUGGGAACUUCUAUAUGCCUCGGGAGCAGCCCUAGAAAAGGCAAAAAGACAAAAAAAAAAAAAAAAAUUAUUUUUGAAUCGUGAUAAAAAUACAUAACAUUUAUCAUUUUAACCAUUUUAAGUGUACAGUUCAGUGGCAUUUAGUACAUUCCCAUUAUUGUGCCACAGUCACUGCCAUCAUCCGCAGAACCUUUUUCAUCUUGCAAAACUGAAGCUCUCAAUCCAUUGAACAGUAACUCCCCAUUUCACACUCAUUUCAGCCCCUGACAACCAUCAUUCUACUUUCUGUCUAUGAAUCGGACUACUCGUAAGUACCUCAUAUAAAUGGAUUCAUGCAGUAUUUGUCCUUUUAUGACUAGUUUAUUUUACUUAAUGUCUUCAAGGUUCAUCUGUGGGUAGCAUGUAUCAGAAUUUCCUUUGUAAGAAUAAAGAAUAUUCCAUUGUAUGUAUGUUUUGCUUAUCCAUUUAUCCGUUGGUGGAUACUUGCUUGACUUCCACCUUUCAGAAGUUUUGUGCAUAGUAUUCCUCUGAACAUUGAUGUACAAAGAUCUGUUUGAAUCUCUGCUUUUAAUUCUUUUAGGUGUGGUCCCACAAGUGAAAUUGCUGAGUCAUACAAUGAUUCUAUUUUCAAAUUUUUAGGGUUAUUUUUCAUUUUUAUUAUUCAGCUUGGAUAUUAUCCUAAUCCAGGUUUGCCAGAAGAAGCCAGGUAUAGGAAGAGGAGAAACACACACUUUUGUUAGUAUUGCUUCAAACUCCGGGCAGACUUCUGGCCCAUUAUCAUUAGCUUAGUGUCACGCAUAUACUGAGUAAAUGAACACAUGUGUCGGGCAUCUACCUCGAAGCUUUGUUAUCUCUGCUUCCAGUUUUUGUUCAGUCAUGGAGCAAGUGUUUGAGAGCUUACUUUGUGCUGGGCUCCGCCGACUAAGUGUUGAUCAACAUCCUCUCUUCUCCCGCAGAUCAUUAUCAUGGGUUUUGAUCCCAGUUUUCUGCUAAACGGUUAGUCUUGUGUCAUGUUCUCCUUCGUUGAUAAAUACAGAAACCCCUCUGGCCACCCUGGAACCAGAUGGUGUGCAGUCGGGAAACCAGGGCCUGGCAUGGCCCUGCAGCCUUCAGAAGCUGGGCCCAGUGCUGGGGCCAGGCUACUCUCCACCUGUUUCUCAGAGCAGCUCUGCCUCUCUGCGGGUCUUCUCCCCAGUCCUCCUUCCUUUUGGCUCUUCUUCUGCAUAUCUCUAGUCUAGAUUCCAGAAGGAGCCUGUCUGGCUAACUUGACUAGCUGUCAUUGCCCUUAUUGGGCAGAGUGUGGUCUCAUUAGUAGCUGGUCAGCCUGUGAAUGGGGCCCCAUCCAGGGAGUGGCCACCUCAGCAUUCCUCUCCCCACUGCUCUGAGGCAGGAGCUGUUAUAACCAAAAAGGAAGUUUCCCUGUUUGCUCAGUACCUGGGGUGGUGCUGGGCUUCGUGGAUAAUUGCCUGAAUGGGAUACAAAUUGUCAGGCCCUGGGCCUGAUGGUCUGGUUUAAUGUUUUGAAUUAAAAUUGGAAAGAAAUCAGAGUUCCUGUUGUGGCUCAGCAGAAACAAAUCUGACUGAUAUCCAUGAGGAUGAAGGUUCGAUCCCUGGCUUUGCUCAGUGGGUUAAGGAUCCGGUGUUGACGUGAGCUGUGGUGUAGGUCAAAGAUGCAGUUCGGAUUCCAUGUUGCUGUAGUUCUGAUUUAGGCCAGCAGCUGUAGCUCCAUUUCAACCCCUAGCCUGGAAACCUCCAUAUGCUGUGAGUGUGGCCCUAAAAAGACCGGAAACAAACAAACAAACACUAUAUAUUUAUAUAGAAAAAUCACACCAAAUUGCAGAUUUUUUUUGAAGGGCUUAUUAGACAAAGUUAGUAGUGAUGUGUUUAAUUUUCAUCAAGGAAAAAAGCUCUUUCCUAAUAGAGUAGCAUUUCUGCUUGCAUAAGGUACAAGAGGAUUCCCACUUUGCAAGAGAUAUUAUUACAGCUCUGAUCUCUCUGAAUCAGAAAGACUUCCAAGUCUAAACAUUUCAGUCAUUUAACAUAUCUACUGAGCAUUUAUCAGGUUCAAUAAUCAGCUCCAAAACUAUAAGAGGACAAGACAGGUGAGGUCCUGGCCUUCAUCAAGCUUAUGUUUCCCUAUUUCAACUAAGAUUUACUCUGACAGCCUUUCUGUUAGUUGAAGCAUUAGCAAAGCUUACUGUUAACAGGUUAAACCCAGCUCCAGAAAAAUCAGUAUAGUAGCCAAGCUCUUGUUUCCUUGGUGUAUAUUUGUGUCUGUUCAUCUCCAGGACCUUUACAUGCAAUCUUUGGAGUCAUUUUUGAUUUACAAUUUUAUGAAAAUUAUAUAGCACAGUGCAGUUGAGUCCAAUAGAGUGAAAACCUGCUGAAAAAGGCGACAGCAGAGGAAUGUACCACCAACCACCAAAGGACACAUUAUGGUUGAACUGGGUUUUGGGUUACUCCUUCAAACACCUGUGGGUUAAUUGAGCAGGUGCUCAUUCCUCAGCCCUUUUCUUAUCACUUGCAGAGAACUUUCUGCCCUUAGGGGAUUACCCAGUUCUAAGUCCACUCUCUUUCUGUGACUUUACAGAGACAUGCAUUUAGGAAAGGAAAAACGCAAGAGCAAAAGAACUGGCUUAGCAAGUCAAAACACAAGUGUUUAAGGGGAAAAAAACACGACCUACCAAGGUUUCCAGGUUUGCAUUAGUCUGUUCACAGUGGAAAAGCAGUAACUCUUCCACACGAUCGUUAUAUUCACAAAGGUCGUGACACAUCUUCAGACUUCAGCAUAGCAAAAACCAGGGAUAAAAUUUUGUUGGAGAGUCCAGGCUGAUGGGAAAUAGUCACGGUUUUAUUGUUUUUGAGAUGGGAGCCAGUGAGAUGACUCUGUUAAUUUUGGUAUCUUGGUGAGGUGGGGGGUAGUGUUGCCUGACCAUGAUAUGAGAAGAGCUUAGUCAUACCGAAGCAGGACAAAGUGACAUUUUGCUUCUACACCCUCCAGACCACAUAAGCUCCAGGAGGGAAAAAACAGCCCGAGGGAAAAAUGUUAUUGCAGCUUGUAUUAUUGCCCCCUGGUCAAGUGAUAAGCCUUUGCUCCGGUGGCGUAGGAGUGUUCAAAAAUUACUAAUGCCAGCAUUUUCACCUACGUUAGAAUUUAACUGGUCUGAAGUGGAGCCUGAGUAUUAAUGUUUUGAAAAGUAUCCCCAGCGUGGAACAUGCAGUAGAGGUGGAGAACCACUGCUUUUAUCAAUGCAGAGAACUGGAACUUCUGAUGAUAAUAGUGGGUUUUAAAGGCUAUUUUAUAGCUUGGUUACUACGUCAUGCUCCUUUUAUAGAUGCAUGAAAUUGUCUGCACUUUCUCUGAAGGAAAAAUGGAGAGGAAGCACUUUCCUAUUUCCUGUUACCUCCGCUGUUGCUUGGUCCGUUAAAGAGGGUGAUCAAUACUGUUUGAAAUCCUGCCCCAAAUGAAACCAAACUGGACCUUUUGGAGGUUGCCCUUCUAGAUGGGUUUUGAUUUGGGGGGCUUAAUGGAGUAGGGGUGAUGAUCUUGCACAUUUAUUACAUCUGGAUUUAAACCUACUCACUGUUUACAUGACUUUGUACAAUAUAAAAGCUUGUUUGAGUAAAAUGUUGAUAUGAAUAAAUACUUACACUGGUUUAAUGUAA
Molecule: messenger RNA, 11362 nt
Organism: Sus scrofa (pig)
Lineage: Eukaryota; Metazoa; Chordata; Mammalia; Artiodactyla; Suidae
Gene: SLC60A2
Product: major facilitator superfamily domain containing 4B
Molecular function (GO): D-glucose transmembrane transporter activity
Source: RefSeq, a predicted model, not a curated record